UUAUACGCAAACAAAGCCACUCCUCAACCCAGAACACACACUAAACACAACCAAAUUCUCUAAUAACACUGCCUUACCUGUGUACUCACAAAGCCGUUACCUCAUAUAUAUAAACCGUUCACUCAGGCGCUCUCACUAAAAACCCACCAUACAGCGAGCAAGCUACCGCGCUACCAACACAGCAAGCACGCACGCUCACGAAGUGAACCCUCAACUCUACAAUCUACACGCAGCACUAGCUAAGCAAAAACUUGCCUGACCAGACUCCCACCUCCGAGGCCCCGGCGAAGAAGGCGGCCUCCAAGUCUAGCUUGCUCUUCCUCUUCGGGAAGUACCUCCGCGUCCCCCCCGUGCAGCCGCAGAUCCGGCCUCGCGCGCCCCAGAAGGAGACGAAGAGCGAGGACGCUAACGAGAAGAAGGACAAGCCGAGCAUGAUGUUGCUGUUCGGCAAGUGGCUGGGUAUCCGCCCUGAAACGCCUCAGGUCCGCCGCAAGUUGCCCAAGAACGGCGAGCGUGGCGAGAACGACGAGGCUGCAGCUAGUGACGAUGCUGCGGCUAGCGACGACGCUGCGGCUAGCGACGACGCUGCGGCUGUGGAGAGGGAGUGGCGGGAGGCGGCUGAGGCGAAGGAGAGAAUGUGGAAGGACGCUGCCGAGGCCAAGAAGGACCAGUAGGUUCUGGCUUCUUCUUGGGAUACGAGUCUUCUCUGCGCUGCUUCUGCGAUGAAUCUGGGUGGGUUGCGAUUGUGGCUUCUGUGAAAAUGAAAAAAAAAAAACCGAAAAAACCGAAAAACCGAAAAACGAAAAGUAAACAAAAAAACGUAGAAACUAGGUAAGAAAAAUGCGGAGGCAAAAAAUGGGGUUAUAAAAUAUUUUGAUGUGCGCUGUGCUAUGUGAGUGAGUGUGUUUAAGUGAGCGAGUGGAUGACGGUGGCUUUAUCUUGUGCAUAAAUCGUAAAUAGUGAAAUCCCCGUAGGGAGAUAUAACUUUAUCCCCUAUAAGAUACACCCG
Aplosporella prunicola CBS 121167 is the source of this 1009-nucleotide messenger RNA. RefSeq lists its product as uncharacterized. The transcript has a single exon. Lineage: Eukaryota; Fungi; Ascomycota; Dothideomycetes; Botryosphaeriales; Aplosporellaceae. The record is from RefSeq and is a predicted model, not a curated record. Bases 435 to 674 code for a protein of 79 amino acids.